Messenger RNA from Knipowitschia caucasica, 1758 nucleotides. NCBI's taxonomy places the organism in Eukaryota, Metazoa, Chordata, Actinopteri, Gobiiformes, Gobiidae. The record is from the annotation of a GenBank genome assembly.
AUGGAGCUCAGACCGAGUUUGUUUCCAGCGACUGUGAUCUUAUUCAUUCUUUCCAACGGCAGCAUUGGAGGACAAUCAGCUGCUCUGAAAAUGGACCAGGCUUUGAUCACAUUUCAGAACCUGCUUACUGAAGAGGUGCACAUUUACUUCACUUCAGACUACUGCUAUAAGUGUGUGCAACAGCCUUUGACCAGUGUAAAACCAAACAACAGUUCAUCUGUGAUCAUCAGCACAAAGUUCACUUUAACAAUGCAGGCGGAGACCAAAACCAGGAACAGCUCUUUCUGCAGAUGGAGCCAAACUUAUGGAGAAGGAGGACAUUACUUGGUUGAUAUUCGGCUUUCAGAAGUGGUCGAUGAACCAAGCUGUACACACACCGUCCAGACAUCGCCUCACAAUGUUUACCUGCCUCUCCUCGUGGCUGCUCUCGUCCUGCUCUUUCUCUCCGCCCUAGUUGUUGCUGCUCCGUACAUUUACAGGAGGCGUGAUACAUCAAAGUUUCUCAGGGCCGUUUGCUGCAGGAGCCCUCAGUAUUCAGUGGACAAAACUGAACCACCAGAAUGCGACCGACCCAAAUCCGCUCGUCUUCAGUCUCUGGACACAUUUCGAGGGUUUUCGCUGACGAUAAUGGUGUUUGUGAACUACGGAGGGGGAGGAUACUGGUUCUUUCAACAUGCCCCUUGGAACGGACUGACUGUGGCAGAUCUCGUCAUGCCGUGGUUUGUGUUCAUCAUCGGGACGUCGGUGGUUCUGGCUUUCGACUCGAUGCGAAGACGAGGAGUGACGCGAACGCAGCUCCUUCGCAAAGUGACCUGGAGGACGGCGGUGCUGCUGCUGCUCGGCUUCUGCUUCCUCAACUACUCUCCACGCGAUGGACCACUAUCGUGGUCAUGGCUGCGGGUCCCUGGGGUCCUGCAGCGUUUGGGAUUCACAUACUUUGUCCUGUCUUUGCUGCAGAUUUUCUGGGGUCUGUUCUCGGUCCCGCUCAGGACGAAGCCGCUCCAGGACUUGACCCUGUACUGGCCUCAGUGGUUGCUCCUGGUCCUGUUGGAUUCUCUGUGGUUGUGUCUCACCUUUCUGCUGCCGCUGCCAAACUGUCCCACAGGUUACUUGGGAGCAGGUGGAAUCGGGGACAAUGGUCUGUUCCCAAACUGCACUGGCGGAGCUGCAGGCCUCAUCGACCACUGGAUGUUUGGAGACAAUAUGUUCAGAUACCCCACGUGCAGAGAAAUGUAUCAGACCACACAGCCCUUUGAUCCUGAAGGCGUCUUGGGCACAAUCAACUCCAUAUUGAUGGGGUUUCUGGGGAUGCAGGCCGGGAAGAUCAUAAUAUUCUACAGAGGCUCCAACGUGGACAUCCUGGGCCGGUUUGCAGCGUGGGCGGUGCUCCUGGGAAUCUCCGCAGCCAUCCUUACUAAGUGCACGAGAGACGCUGGAUUUAUACCUGUCAAUAAAAACCUUUGGUCUUUGUCCUUUGUGACCUGUUUGGGCAGCUUCUCCUUCCUGCUGCUGGGAGCCAUGUAUUUCAUCAUUGAUGUGAGAGGCUGGUGGAGAGGGCGGCCCUUCAUAUUCCCAGGUACAAACUCCAUCCUGGUGUACGUGGGCCACUCUCUGCUGGGCUUCUACUUCCCCUUCAGCUGGGACAUGAGUGUUCGGGACAGUCACUGGGAGCUGCUCUUCAUGAACCUCUGGGGCACCUCUCUCUGGGUCCUAGUGUCCUACCUGCUCUACCGUAAACGCUUUUUCCUCAAAAUAUGA